Anthostomella pinea is the source of this 957-nucleotide messenger RNA. The record is from the annotation of a GenBank genome assembly. NCBI's taxonomy places the organism in Eukaryota, Fungi, Ascomycota, Sordariomycetes, Xylariales, Xylariaceae.
AUGCCCCCGCCGACCCCCUCCUCCCAAAGGGAGUCCCGCUUCGCACCACCCAUCCCUUCGCCCCUAAACCCCAGCAUUUUUCAUAGCGAUCCGACGCUCCCGCGGCGACACAGACAUCGCCGCAGCAGCACGACCGCCGCCCGCGCUGCGGCGCCGCGCAAGGCGAGUGGCCCGCUGAGCCCGACGCAGCGGCUCAUACGGCAGAAGGCCUUUGCUGCAUGGCAUGCCGCGGUCACGCAUCCGCAUAUACCUCUCAGUCCUAUCAGUCCCACCAGUCCUAUUAGUCCCACAACGGCAUGCGACGAGGGCGAGGAGGAGGAGGAGGAGAAGGAGGAGGAGGAGAAGGAGGAGGAGGAGAAGGAGGAGAAGGAGGAGGAGGAGAAGGAGGAGGAGGAGAAGGAGGAGGAGGAGAAGGAGGAGGAGGAGAAGGAUGAAUACAAAGAUCCUGAUGAAGACGGUGACGAUGACGCCUUCGGUGCAACCGGGGAUCUUGGCGAUUUCGCCACGAUGCUGGCCUCGGAGCUAGACGGGCGGAUGAGAGGAAGGAGUGUGGACAUCGCCACAAGAGACUACCGGAGGAAUACGAGAAAAUCGAGAGACUCGGCAGAUCCGAAAAGAGGCGGGAAGAGACUGGACUACCAACACGACGUCGACCUGGGCGGCGUGCUCCUGGGCACGGAGGACGUGGAGAAGCUGCCGCUGGUUGCGUGCGAGGGCGACGCCCCAUAUCAGAGGUGCGGUGCGUCGGAGCUGUAUGCCGCGUCGCGGAUAGUCGCUAUUUUGCCCUAUGGAAGACCGGCGGCGGCGGCGGCGGCGGCGGCGGCGAGGAGACCGAGGGUGCUGACGACGAGACGGGUGCUUACGGCUGUUGGGUUCUUGUGCGCUGUUGGCAUUUGGGCGGCGCUGAGGUCCAUGGGUGGUGUGCGACGGGUGGUCUCGCAGGCCGUGGCACCUUGA